ACUUGAAAUCGUCAAGUGACUGGACGGAUCCAAGACAUCCACAUUGGUGCUUGGUCCCGAGUCUCCCGACCCAAGUCGCCAACGUCUUCUCUACAAAGACACAAACAAUGACCAAAAAGUCUUUAACUCUUAAGUUGAGAAUUUUCAUCAAUUCUCACUCCCUCCCAUUUUAUAUGAAGCAAUCAAUUACAAAAUCCAAGCAACAAUCACUAAGAAAUGUAUACAAUUCUAAUCUCAUACAAAAACUUGAUCUUUCAAAUCAUCCUUUCCCUUUCAAUCUCUCUCCUCCUCUACUUCAUCUCUCUCCCAUCACUCUUACUACAAGGUCUCAACACUUACAUUCACCCAGAUGAUGUAAACCCCAAUAAACCAACUCAAUCAUCAGGUCCAAAAGUCGCCAUUAGAAGACCUUCGGAUCAAAAUCUUAAUGGGUUUCAAUCUCUUUCCUCAAGAACAUCGUCUGAUCUCAGGAACAGGAAGAAACCCAAGGAGAAAUUCGAGUUUGAUGAGAGUAAAGCUCAGAUCUUUCGAUUGAGAUUAGGUGAUGCCCAAAUUUGUUCUCGUCUUUAUUAUGAUAGUUAUAGAAGUUGUUUCAAUUGCUUUUUUGUUGCUUUUUCUUGCUUUUUAUUGCACAAGUAUUUGAUUUUGAAUGUGGGUAAUGAUGAUGUUAAUGUUAAUGAUAGUAAUGGAAAUUCUGGGGUUUUGAAAAGUGGAUCUUUAGUUCCAAUCUUAAUUGGGGUUUUAGGGAUUUUUAGAGUUUUGAUUUCGCUUUAUCGUGUUUCCCUUGAAAGAUCUUCAUCUAAGAGGUCUGAAAGGGGGUUAGGGUUGGUGAUUGGAGUAUUGGGGUUUUUUGUAGCUCUGAUGAUUUGUGUGGGAAUGUAUCCUUGGAUAAUUGACUUUGAAUUUAGCUCAAUUGAUGGAUUUGGGAAGUUGUUUGUGGCGCUUCUUUCGGGUUUUAUCGCCGGCUUUUUGUAUUUGGGAGCUGGUAAGAAUGCUCGAGCCUUUUGGCUUGGAACGGAUCAAAUAAGGUGUAAUUUGUCUAUAACUUCAUGUGGAUGGUUUGCACAAGUUCUUUUCUAUGCCAAUUAUGUGUUGUUGGGAUUCACUGCUUUGCUUUGGAUCAACCCAUUUGCUGAAAUUCUUGUCAACAAAAACAUUGGUGAUGGUAAAGGAUCACAAGUUGGUAGUAACAAUAGUGGAAGAUUGGUUGGCAAUGUGGGUAUGGCUGAAGCCGAUUUUGCUAAGUUUAGGCUGUUGUGCUUGUUGCUGUCGGGGGUGUUGCAAGUUAUUGCAUUGCGUUGGAAUCUGCAAACGUACUUGAAUGAGGCUGUGUUAUCAUGGUACCAGAGGUUGCAUGCCAGUGUAGUUCCUGAUAUGGAAUACAGUAGGGCGAAGGUUUUCUUGCACAAUCACUUCUUGUGCCUCGCAGUUCUACAAUUUUUUGCACCCGCUGCAUUGAUGCUUCUAUCGUUGGGAUUGUCUCAGGUUGAUGAAGGGUUAUUUGAGAACUUUCAAGUGGUUUGUGGUUUGCUCCCAUGCUCGGUAUUUGUUAAAGAGGUUGCCCUCUUUUUAGCUUGGUGGGUUUCCUUUACAUGGUUUGUUUUCACCUCAGCAUACCUUGCUUUCUAUAGGCGUGGAAUUUUGUAUAUUUCAUGAUACUUUCCUUGAUUUUUCAAGGAUGGCAUAGAUUUUCUUGACCAUUUUUGGUAGGGAGAGGGUUGUCACUGUAACAAUACACGCUGGGUGUUCUUAUUAAUGAAAGUGGUUUUUUUGGAUUUCAUUAU
Messenger RNA from Chenopodium quinoa (quinoa), 1784 nucleotides. RefSeq lists its product as uncharacterized. Bases 217 to 1656 code for a protein of 479 amino acids. The transcript has a single exon. Lineage: Eukaryota; Viridiplantae; Streptophyta; Magnoliopsida; Caryophyllales; Amaranthaceae. The record is from RefSeq and is a predicted model, not a curated record.